Molecule: messenger RNA, 1641 nt
Organism: Rhinocladiella mackenziei CBS 650.93
Lineage: Eukaryota; Fungi; Ascomycota; Eurotiomycetes; Chaetothyriales; Herpotrichiellaceae
Exons: 5
Coding region: 1-1641 (546 amino acids)
Biological process (GO): carbohydrate transport; transmembrane transport
Cellular component (GO): membrane
Molecular function (GO): carbohydrate:proton symporter activity
Source: RefSeq, a predicted model, not a curated record
AUGGGUCUUUUCAAGCCUGCGACACGCGAGACAGGGGCGUCAGAGCCCAUUCUCACCCGCAUUGCACAGGAAGACAAGGUACCAUGGUACCGGAAACGAAAUUUGCGAUGCCUUUAUUUUAUGCUCUUCCCCACAUGUAUGGGAAUUGAAUUGACAUCUGGCUUUGACUCUCAAUUGAUCAAUGCUCUUCAAAUCGUUCCAUCCUGGAUUGAUUACUUCGACGAUCCACAAGGCUCCCUGAAAGGCAUCAUCGCUGCGGCGUACUCGCUCGGAGCUAUUCUCUCCCUGCCGUUUAUUCCAAUCGUGAAUGACAGAUUUGGAAGAAGAUGGUCAAUUUUUGGCGGUUCAGCCAUCAUGGUCAUUGGAGCUCUGAUUCAGGGCUUCUCUCGACAUGUCGGCAUGUAUAUCGCGGCCCGAAUCAUCCUGGGCUUUGGAAUUCCCACUUGCAUUGUUUCGGGUUCGUCCCUAAUUGGCGAACUGGGCUAUCCGAAAGAGCGGCCCGUUUUGACGUCGCUCUUCAAUGUCGCUUACUUUGUCGGCCAAAUCGCCGCUGCCGGAAUCACAUUUGGAACCAAUAGUAUUCCAAAUAAUUGGGGAUGGCGAAUCCCUUCACUUCUUCAGAUGGCGCCCUCUCUGCUCCAGAUUGCCUUUGUCUUCUUGCUCCCUGAGAGCCCUCGUUGGCUUAUUACCAAGGACCGCACCGAAGAAGCCUACGACAUCCUCGUGAAAUACCAUGCCGAAGGCGACCGCGAAUCUGAAUUCGUCCGCGCGGAAAUGGCUCAAAUGCAAACCACCAUCAGGCUGGAGCUCGAGGCGUCCAAAAGGUCCUGGCUCUCCGUCCUCCACAGCCCUGGAAAUCGUCGUCGGUUCUUCCUUUCCGGCUUCCUCGGUCUCUUCACUCAAUGGUCCGGCAAUACUCUCAUCUCGUACUAUCUCGGUGACCUCCUUGCGAUGAUCGGCCAUGACGACUCGACUUUCAAACAAAAAAUCAACCUGGGCAACUCAUGCUGGUCGCUCGUGAGUGGCUUUACCGCGGCAAUGCUGGUGACACGGUUCAAGCGCCGCACCAUGUACUUGACGUGCACCAUCAGCUUGCUCAUCGUCUACAUCUGCUGGACGGUGACAAUGCAACAAAGCAUCGUAGCCGGUGAAGCCGGGCGCAGUAACUCGGCGGCUGGCGCCGCAACCAUUUUCUUCAUCUUCGCCUACUCCCCUUGCUACAAUAUCGGCUACAACGCCUUGACCUAUACAUACCUGGUCGAGCUGUGGCCUUUCGCCGAACGAUCACGCGGUAUCGCGGUGUACCAGCUUUUCAGCCGUAUGGCCGGAUUCUUCACCACAUUCGUCAAUCCCAUCGGCCUGGACAGCAUUUCCUGGAAAUAUCUAAUCACCUAUUGUUGCUGGCUAGCGUUUGAAGUCUGUUUCGUCUGGUUCUUCUUCCCCGAGACGGCCAAUCGGACGCUCGAGGAAUUGGCUUUCUUGUUCGAGGACAAAGCCCUGGCAGACCAAGCUGUUGUGGCCGUCGAGAAAGUUGUGCAUCACGAAGACAUGGAUCCGGUCACUGUUGAUCCGAAGCACGUUGAGGUGGGCCAGGCUGAGCUCGUAGAGACGGUGUUGAACCAGGUUUCAAGCAAAGUCUAG